Messenger RNA from Larimichthys crocea (large yellow croaker), 2701 nucleotides. RefSeq names its product E3 ubiquitin-protein ligase RNF31. NCBI's taxonomy places the organism in Eukaryota, Metazoa, Chordata, Actinopteri, Sciaenidae. Bases 107 to 2395 code for a protein of 762 amino acids. Gene Ontology annotation, molecular function: K48-linked polyubiquitin modification-dependent protein binding; ubiquitin protein ligase activity; K63-linked polyubiquitin modification-dependent protein binding. Gene Ontology annotation, biological process: protein linear polyubiquitination; protein transport. The record is from RefSeq and is a predicted model, not a curated record. The transcript is spliced from 18 exons. Gene Ontology annotation, cellular component: LUBAC complex.
CUGCCUCUUGCUCCGUGCUUUUAUUUUGAAAAUCUGUGAGCGGAUGUGUCUGUGUCGUGAGCAGCCUGUUAGCAUGUUAGCCUGUUAGCUCGUGAGUUAGGCACAGAUGGCGCGCGUGGUGCUCGGGGCGGAGCUGCGCACUUUGACAGAGUGUCAGUACAGUCACCCCUCACAGACUCUGUCUGAUGUUCGGUUGGUUCGUUCGUGUUUUUCUGAUCUUCGUCUUUACGUCGAUUUUUACCGUUUCCCAAACAAACAGAAGAAGAAGCUGGUUUACCUGGCCGGGACGCUUCCUGUCCAUUAUGAAGGAAGUGAGUACAAUAUCCCAGUGUGCAUCUGGCUUCAUGAGACCCACCCAGUGACCCGACCUCGCUGUUAUGUCUGUCCCUCCGUUUCCAUGGUGAUCAACCCGUCCUGUCCCUGCGUGGAUGCCUCUGGUAACAUCAGCCUCGACGGACUGAAGACCUGGACCCACGGCGUGUCCAACCUGUCACUGCUCGUGUCAGAGAUGAGACAGGCCUUCCAGAAGGACACACCCCUUUAUGCCAGACCUGCUGUACAAGCCCCGCCCCCAACAGCCCCGCCCUCUGCAGGUGUACAGGUGCCUCAGUCAGCUGGAAGGUCAGAGAGUUCAGCUCCUUCAUCGUGUCGCCAUGACACAUCACUGAAUAUUGCCAGCCAAUGGGAGCAGAGCAGGCUGGUGAGGUCAUACACUGAGGAGCUGGAGGGGAUCGACUUCAGCGCUCCUCUUCCUCCUUCCUCUUCCUCCAACAACCCCUUCCAUACCUCCUCCUCCUCAGGUGCCCCCCUUGUAGAGCCUCUCAGCAGAGUGAUGGGAGCUCUGAGGCUGGACAGAGAGUCCAGCAGAGACCAGUAUGGUUGGUCACCUGUCCAAACAGUCCAAUCAGAAGUAGCCAGAGUCAGACACACUACAGGUUCUGUGGUUCUGGGUCCAGGUUCUGGACUAGCCGCUGAAUCUUAUCAGGACCUCUGUACUGAGAGACUACAAUCCCAAACAGGAGCUGGAGUGGACCACAUCAAGAUGGCGGCUCGUCUUCCUCCGGACCAGGCGGCCAUCUUCCUGUCUCUGAUGACCAUGGAGGGGCGGAGCUUCAGCCCGUGUGAUGUCAUAGAGGCAGUCCAGCUCAACAGAGAUUUCCCAUCAGCCCUCAAGUUCCUGACGCACAGCUGCCCCAUCUGUCAGGAGCAGGUGACCUUUAGCAAGAUCGUCACGAUGACUCACUGCUCCUGCUUCCUGUGUCAGACGUGUUUUAAGACGUUUUUCUCUGCGGCCAUUAAAGAGAAGAGUGUCGAUCAGCUGGUGUGUCCUCAGUGUGGACGACCUGAGGUCAGAGGUCAGGGCGGGAUGGAGGAGUUCAUGGACUACUUCAACCUGCUCGACACACAGAUCCGUCACUUCCUGCCACCUCAGAUCCAUGAACUAUUCCAGAGGAAGCUCAGAGACAAAGCUCUGCAGGACAUGCCGAACUUCCGUUGGUGUGCUCAUUGUUCGUUCGGCAUGCUCCAUGAAGCCGACAGGUUAAGGAUGGACUGUCCGAGCUGUAAGAAGAGUACCUGCAGUCAGUGCAGAUCACCUUGGUUCCCUCAACAUCAAGGACUAUCCUGUCACCAGUUUAGAGUCUGGCAGCAGCAAAACCAGCCGGACCACCACAAGACAACCCUGCUAAGCUAUAAAAGCAUUGAGUGUCCAAAUUGUCAGUUUGUCUUCGGUCUGUCUAAAGGAGGCUGUCUUCACUUCACCUGCACUCAGUGUCAGCAUCAGUUCUGUGGGGGCUGCAGUCAGGCCUUCACCCCCGGAUCUGCCUGCGGUUUCUCUGCUGACUGUGGAACCAAAGGUCUUCACGCACACCACCCCAGAGACUGCCUAUACCACCUGAGGGACUGGACUGUGGCCCGUCUACACCUGCUCCUUCAGUAUUGCAGAGUGUCUCCUGCCUGGUUAGAAUCAGCUAAUGACAGUUCACCUGACACCAGUCGGACAGGGGUGUGUGUGGUUUUGGAGCUCAGAGAUGACGGCAGCAGAUGGGAGGAGCCCUGUGGACGUCAGGCCCCCCCAGAGUACAGAGGAUACUGCCAGUUACACUAUAAAGAGUGUUUGGUGGAGCUGAUUAACCGUUGCCGUGCCGACCCAGCAGUCCUCUUCAGUCCGGCAGAGAUGAUGGCGGAGCUGCAGCGCUGGCACGUCGCUGUGCCGACCAGAAAACCAGAAGAACCGGAGCCACUGUACGUGCACCGCCUCCGCAUGACUCUGACCAAUAGCGUUCCUCUCCGGAAGCAGCGCCGCUCUCCUCUCAAACCCAACGACGACCUCUGUCCUCUAACCUCCACUCUGGCUCCUGGAGCUCCACUUCCUCAUAUGCUGCUGAGUGACUAACCCCACCGACUCGGUACAUGGCAGCCAAUCAGGAAGCAACAUUCUGUGUCACCAUAGUAACAACAAACAUUUAUUUCCAGGGGAAAAAGUGUUCUGACCACGCCGGUCCUACUAACAAGACUAAAAUCAAAAUCCUCACCCGUCUAAUACCAGUGGCAUCAUCAUUGGCAUCUGAUUGGCUCGCAGUUACCGUGGAAGCAGAACAAGGAGAACAUGGAAUUAAUGAUGUUAACUAGUCUUCUCUCAGCAUGUGUUAGCUCUGUUGACAUGUUUGGAUAAAUGUUCAGUAAAUAUCUAAAAUAUUUU